Messenger RNA from Scleropages formosus (Asian bonytongue), 2702 nucleotides. It is a transcript of the gene cactin, whose product is annotated as cactin. The record is from RefSeq and is a predicted model, not a curated record. Gene Ontology annotation, molecular function: protein binding. The transcript is spliced from 10 exons. Gene Ontology annotation, biological process: mRNA cis splicing, via spliceosome; negative regulation of innate immune response. Gene Ontology annotation, cellular component: cytoplasm; spliceosomal complex. Lineage: Eukaryota; Metazoa; Chordata; Actinopteri; Osteoglossiformes; Osteoglossidae. The coding region runs from base 55 to 2448 and encodes 797 amino acids.
UGUUCUAUUUACGCGCCGCGACGGAAGAAGGUCCCCAGAAAUGGUCAACUCGUCAUGGGCUCAAAGAGAGACAGCAGAUCCAGGUCCCGCUCGGGGUCUCGAUCUCGAGCGCAUCUGAAGAAGAAAAGUGGGUCCACGUCGAGGAGACGGUCGCACUCUGGGAGUAGGAGCCAUCGGAAGCGGAGCAGCAGGUCCAGAGAGAGAGGGCGGCGAUCCGUAGAUCGGGGCUUCGGCUCCGACAGCAGCGACAGGGCCUCCGGGAAGCGGGCGACCAGCUCUGCCUCAGAAGAUGGACGAAGGGAAGAGAAGAGGAGCACGAGGGAGAGAAAGCGGAAGAAGAAGGGGUCCAGGAGCCCCAAGAGCCCCAGGAGGAGCCCCUCCUCUAAGAGGGAUUCGGGCUCCGGCGGGGAGAGCAGCCGGCGGCGGAGGAGCCCGGACCGGGGCGACCGAGGGCGGCGGCGGCGGAGUAGGAGCAGAGAGGGGAGCAGCAGACGCGAGAGGCGCACGGCGAGACGCUCCCAGUCCAACUCGUCCGUGUCCUCGCAGUCCUCGCGAUCACCGUCCGGAGACGGGCGUCACUCACCGCCGGGCCCCGAGGAGCGGGUGUCGGCCCGGGAGGAGCGAAAGAAGCAGAAGGAGCUGAUGAAAGCGCUGGAGAUGCCCGAGGAGAAGAGGGCCCGGCGGCUCGCUAAGAAGGAGGCCAAGGAGAGGAAGAAGCGGGAGAAGAUGGGCUGGAGUGAGGAGUACAUGGGCUACACGAACGCAGACAACCCGUUCGGGGACAACAACCUGCUGGGCACCUUCAAGUGGCAGAAGGCUCUGGAGAUGAAGGGUAUUGGCCACCUGGGUGAGAAGGACCUGAAAGAGAGGAACAAGCGCAUCCAGGAGGAGAACCGACGUGAGCUGCAGAAGGUGAAGCAGCUGCGUCUGGAGAGGGAGCGGGAGAAGGCCAUGCGGGAGCAGGAGCUGGAGAUGUUGCAGCGGGAAAAGGAAGCAGAGCAUUUCAAGACGUGGGCGGAGCAAGAGGACAACUUCCACCUCCAUCAAGCAAAGCUUCGGUCAAAAAUUCGGAUCAGGGAUGGACGGGCUAAACCCAUAGACCUGCUGGCCAAGUACAUUAGUGCCGAGGAUGAUGACCUGGCUGUGGAGAUGCAUGAGCCCUACACCUUCCUAAAUGGCCUUACGGUUACGGACAUGGAAGAUUUGCUGGAGGACAUCAAGGUGUACAUGGAGUUGGAGCAGGGGAAAAACGUUGACUUCUGGAGGGACAUGACAACCAUCACAGAAGACGAGAUCAGCAAGCUACGCAAGUUAGAGGCAUCAGGAAAAGGACCAGGGGACCGCCGUGAGGGCAUCAACACCUCUGUGAGCUCGGACGUGCAGUCCAUCUUCAAAGGGAAGACCUACAGUCAGCUGCAGGCUCUGCACCUCAACAUCGAGGCCAAGAUCCGGGCUGGUGGCUCCAACCUCGACAUCGGGUACUGGGAGAGCCUCCUGCAGCAGGUCCGGGUGUACAUGGCCCGUGCUCGGCUGAGGGAGAGGCACCAGGAUGUUCUGAGGCAGAAGCUCUACAAACUGAAACAGGAGCAGGGAGUGGAGAGUGAGCCCCUCUUCCCCAUUGUGAAGGAGGAGCCGCCCUCCCAAGAGUCAGAGACCCACAGGGAGGAGGAAAGUGAUGAGCAGCCUGGGCUCUCCUCUCCGUCAGGAACUUCGCAGGGCAAGGAGGGCGGAGAAACGCAGGAGGAGGGCGCCGGAGAGCAGGCGGAGGGGGAGGAGAAGACGGAGGCCGUGCUGACCGAGGAGGACCUGAUCCUGCAGAGCCAGGCGGAGUAUGACUCGGGCCGCUACAGCCCUUGCCUCCUGCUGACUUCCGACCUGCCGCUGGACACCCACGUAACGGAACCCGAGGAGGACCUGCAACGCCUGCAUCUGGCACGCCGGCAGCUGCAGGUCACAGGUGAUGCAAGCGAGAGCGCGGAGGACGCCUUCGUGAGGCGUGCGCGGGAAGGCAUGGGUGCCGACGAGGCUCAGUUCAGCGUGGAGCUCCCCCUCACGGGUAAGGCGUACCUGUGGGCGGACAAGUACCGGCCCCGCAAGCCGCGCUUCUUCAACCGCGUGCACACAGGGUUCGAGUGGAACAAGUACAACCAGACGCACUACGACUUCGACAACCCGCCGCCCAAGAUCGUGCAGGGCUAUAAGUUCAACAUCUUCUACCCGGACCUGAUCGACAAGCGCUCGACGCCGCAGUACUUCCUGGAGCCGUGCACAGACAACAAGGACUUCGGAGUGCUGCGUUUCCACGCGGGGCCGCCGUACGAGGACAUCGCCUUCAAGAUCGUCAACCGCGAGUGGGAGUACUCGCACCGUCACGGCUUUCGCUGCCAGUUUGCCAAUGGCAUCUUCCAACUGUGGUUCCACUUCAAGCGCUACCGCUACCGGCGCUAAGGGCCUGCAGCUUCUUCUGGGGCCAAGUGACUGUGCACCAGGACCUGUGAAGUUCCAGCUGGUGGAGAAACUAAACUGGUUUGUUUUCUAUGUGCUUUUUUUAAUCCAAAGCUUGUUUUGUGUGUUUAUGUCCCACGCAAUCAGCCCUUCAGACAUUGAAAACAUGCUUUUAUUUUUUUUUUUUUAAAAACCACCUUCCCCUUUCUCUGUGACAAAUUAAACAUCUUUCUUGACAUAAAUGUCUGCUCUUUAUA